UGUGAAAGAUUGUAAACAGUAUGAUAAUAGCUAAACGUUGUUGACAAUCUCAAUGUGUUCAUCGUUCGCAUAGUGUUUUUACCUUUUCAUUACAGAAAACACCCGGCCACACGCGAAUUUCCUGUGAAUAGUAAAUAAGGAAGGAUUAGCAAAAUAUGCGACAACUGUCAUAGCGCUAUGAAACCCAGCGAAAGUUACAGUUAGACUUAUAUGAAUUCAUGAUUUAUGAAUAAACGGGAUUAUUUUACCAAUAUUGGAAUUUUCAUAUGGUGGAAUGUCAGGUUUUCGAUUGAUUAACUUAACAAGAUAUGGAGGCAGUUUCUGGUGUCAUGCCCUUUUAGUGUGCACAACAGAGAUAAAGUGAGCUAGGUAGUAUAAGAAAUGUCUGAACGUGCAGAAAACGAUAGUGGUCAUGAGCUUGACCUGCCCUUGUCAGCCAACAUACAUGAUGUCAGGGUGUCACACUUUCUCCUCCAUCUCAAGUGUGAUCUUGAAUCUAAAAGGUUGACAGGUGACAUCACUCUAUUUUAUCAGCAUAAGAACAGUAAACUAGACUGUGAGACUGUAUCACAAACUGAUGCCACACUGAACCCUGUGCAAACAAACUGUAAAAGCCAUUCCAAAGUCCAUCAAGCAAACACUGAUCCAAGUACAGCCACUGUACACGAUCCGGCACUGAAUGAUUUGUGUGAGCAUGAACGUAGAGAGAGUGAAGAUUUCUCAAAGACAGGGAACAUGAAUAUAUAUAGUGAUGAUUCUGUCAUUGUUCCAGCUACAUCAAGCAUACAAAGUGGAAAUGCAUUAGCUCGAUGCUCCGAUCAAGAGGCUCUUCAAUCUUUUUCUAUUCCAGAUAAAACAGAAACUCAAAAUUCACUACAUAUUUCCAAUCCUUGCCAGGAUGCAGUCAGGAUGGUAUUAGAUGCUUAUGACCUUGAUGUGAGCUGUGCUGAGGAGCUGAUACUGUCACCUGAUCUGGAAAGAAAGCUGUCCUUUGCCAAACGAGGAGAUGUAGAAAGUGCAUCCGGUGUUUAUAUGCAGUGUUACAUGCACUGUCAAACCAACCCCCUCCAGGUCUGUGUCAGUAAACACAGCAUCAGACUCGGGGGAGGAGGCGGGAAGGGUGAGGAUGGUCUUCUUCAGUCUCCGACUGGGUCUGGUGAGAGCAGGCUCCACCAGGUUCAUGGUGAGGUUGAUGAAGGUGAUGAUGACAAAAGUGAAUCGCAGACUAUAGCCGGAGAUGCUUACAUGAAGUGGGGGUCACUAGAUUCUGGUGGAGAGGGUGUGGCCCGUGGGGGUGGGAGUUGUAGAAAGACUUGCAGUGAAUACAGAGAUAAACAGGAUGCUGCACGUCACACGUGUGUCCAGGGUGAAGGUCAGAUACACAGAGACACACAACGUAGAAGGGAAGGUGUGACGAGAGCUGUGAGGAUACACUACAGGACAGCGGGAGGGCCGUCACUCAAGUGGACUCUGGAUCAAGAUGGAAAGGAGUGUGUGUUCACUGUUGGUCACUGGCUCAACAACCGCUCCUGGUUCCCCAGUCAGGAUGCUCCGGACGCCAUGUCUACCUGGCAGACUUGGGUCACAGUUCAGGAGGGGCUGACGGUGCUGAUGACUGGAGACAAGUCCUGUACACCGUCAAUGUCCCAGGGAUGGAAGACCUACUAUUACUACAGUACAAUGCCAAUGCCCACCUCCACACUAGCUAUAGCAGUCGGGACGUGGACACAGGUGGAUGUCGUGCUGGAGCCAGAUACUCCCAAGUCAAGCCAGCUACCAUGUUCCAGUCAUGGCUCAUCAUGUAUCGUGAACUACGCCACGGGGCCGGCUGUGCCGUGCCGUGUGUUUGUCUCCGAGUGCCUGGCCCCCCUUGUUCAGCGGGAGCUGGCGGUGUACCUCCCCCGGUGCCUGGGAGAAGUGUACUCCAUUCUCGGCCCCCACCCCUUCCAGAGGCUCGACAUCCUCAUUGUCCCCUAUUGUUUCGACAGUCUUGGCAUGGCGAGUCCCAGCCUGUUGGCGCUGUCCCAGUCCGCACUGGUGGGAGACAACUCCAUGUGUGUCCGAGUGGCCCACGAGAUCUGCCACUCCUGGUUCGGCCUACUGAUUGGUCCACAAGACUGGACGGAGGAGUGGCUGACAGAGGGCUUCUGUACAUACCUGGAGGACAUCGUCCAUGCCAGGGUCUGCCAGUGGGAUGAAGGUGAGAUGGGGGAUCGACUGGAACUACGAGCGUUGCUGAAACAGAAGACCCUGCUGGCAGAGGUCGAGAACACAGAGCAGGACCUCCAGAUGCUCCGACCAAACAAAGGGGAGCAACUCCUCCCAGCCAGUGAGGGGGUUCAGUAUGUGAAGGACGGGAUGAACCCAGAUAAGGCCUUCAUGCAGGUGCAUUACCUCAAGGGAUUUUUCCUGUUGCGGCACCUGCAGAACAAAGUUGGCCUCACAGAGUUCCUGCUCUUUCUCCGCCAUUACGUGGAUCGGUUCCAUGCCCAGCUUGUCACAUCACAGGACUUCUUGCAGUUCUUCUUCGAGGAAUUCCCCCAUCUGAGGACUGAGGAUCUGAGUGAAUUGCAGCUGACAGCAGAGUGGCUGGACUGUCCACACCUCCCCCAGGGUGUAUCUCUGUUUAAAGCCAGCUCAGAAAACAAUCUGUACAGUGCCGUGACGACACAGGUGGCUCUGGUGCAGUCGCACUGUCUCAAGAUGGGUCGCCGCCACAGGAACAACAAGAAGCAGAGAGUGGCCAACACGGAACUUACAUUGCAGGAGCUUGACUCUGACCAGCUGGUGCUGUUCCUCGAGGACCUGCUGCAGCUGCACCUCAUACAAGGAAGUGUCCUUGACCUUGUGCAUAAGACAUACCAGCUGCCAUCAGCUAAUCCAGAUGUGCGUCACCGAUGGUGUGAGCUGGUCAUUAAACACAGACACACACCUGGAUAUGGCGAUGUCAAAACAUUCCUGCUGAAUGAUCAGGCCAUGGGUGUAUAUUUGUAUGGGGAAAUGACGCUGUCUACAUGCAAGAAGCUGAAGGACCUGGCUUGCCAUUGUUUUAACCUGGUGGGACAAGAUAUGCCUGAAGGUGCUCACAAGACUGUCCAUGCCAUGCUGUAUGGUACCUGAAUACAUACAUGCAGAUUA
This is a messenger RNA of Haliotis rufescens (red abalone), 3138 nucleotides long. Its product is annotated as aminopeptidase O-like. Lineage: Eukaryota; Metazoa; Mollusca; Gastropoda; Lepetellida; Haliotidae. Gene Ontology annotation, biological process: proteolysis. Gene Ontology annotation, cellular component: nucleolus. The coding region runs from base 382 to 3120 and encodes 912 amino acids. The transcript is spliced from 15 exons. The record is from RefSeq and is a predicted model, not a curated record. Gene Ontology annotation, molecular function: metalloaminopeptidase activity; zinc ion binding.